AUGGAGUCAUCUACGCCUACUUUGAAUGUGGUGAUUGUGGGCGGGGGUAUUGCCGGGUUGACGCUUGCGCAUUGUCUGCUCAAGAAUGGCAUUAAUUUCGUGGUUCUUGAGUCUCGGGGGGAGGUUCAUGCUCAGGAUGGUGCUGCGCUUGGGAUGCUGCCUAAUGGAGCAAGGAUUCUUGAUCAGUUGGGGAUUUUCGAUGAUCUGAUUGAGGGGGUGCAGCCACUUCGGAAAUGCUAUUUUUGGUCUGAGGAUGGUGAGCUUAUUGCAGAAGAUGAUAGCCCUGUGGAAUUUGAGAAGAGGCAUGGUUAUUGCUCUGCUUUUAUGGAUCGCCAGCGCGUUCUGGAGAAGUUGUACAGUAAGCUUGGAGAUCAUCGGGACCGAGUCUUGGUUAAUAAAAAGACCAUCAACGUCGAGAAUCUUCCAGAUGGUAUCCGUAUUCACUGUGCAGAUGGAUCCGUGUAUGAAGGCGACCUGGUUGUAGGAGCCGAUGGCGUUCGAAGCAUCGUGAGACAGUCGAUGUGGAAGAGCAUGGAUGAACACGGUCUCCAAGCCGAAGUCGAAAAAGAGAAAACAACAAUGAUCUCCGAAUACAACUGCAUCUUUGGCAUAGCCCCCGCAACUCCAGGACUGAACCCAGGAGAAAUUCACCGAACCUACGGCCAAGGAUACUCUUUCCUCGCCGUUAUCGGUAAAGAAGGUCGGGUUUGGUGGUUCCUCUUCACGAAGAUGAGUCGGAAGUACAACGGGUCAGAAAUCCCGCGGUUCAAACAGAGUGAUAUGGACGAACAUGUUCUUCCAUAUUUAUCAACACCGGUAACUAGAUCUGUGCGUUUCUCGGAGAUCUAUGAGAGGGCAUUUUUCCGGAAUAUGCUUGCUUUGGAGGAGUCUUUGUAUAAGCAUUGGUUCUAUGGUCGUAUGGUUUGUAUUGGAGACUCGGUACAUAAGAUGACCCCAAACAUGGGCCAAGGAGCCAAUUCCGCCAUCGAAAAUUGUGCAAUGCUUGCUAACUAUCUUGCAAAAUUGACCAAGUCUCCUGCAUGCAAACCCGAAGACAUCCGUCGCUGUCUACAAGGCUGGCAGACAACCGUCCAGCCACGUAUUAGCGGAAUCUGGUAUUCAGCUUGUGAUUUGACACGCCUUGAGACAAAGGCAACACUCAAGCACAAGGUUUUGAUCUAUCUGCUUCCGUACUUGCUGGGUAUAUUCAUUAACAAAUCGUCUGCCCUUAUGAUUGGUGCGGCGAAGCUGGAUUGUUCGCCUCCUCCGGCUAGAUCACAACAGGGUACUGUUCCGUUCAAGGAUUUGACGCCAUCGGAAGAAAAAAGAGAUAGUGGAAGCAGGGGCAUAGUUCUGGGUGCUCUACUCGUCGGCUUUGUUGCCGUUGGCUGGAACUGGAGAAGGCUUCUAGUUUGA
Molecule: messenger RNA, 1416 nt
Organism: Penicillium cinerascens
Lineage: Eukaryota; Fungi; Ascomycota; Eurotiomycetes; Eurotiales; Aspergillaceae
Product: FAD-dependent oxidoreductase
Exons: 4
Coding region: 1-1416 (471 amino acids)
Molecular function (GO): FAD binding
Source: RefSeq, a predicted model, not a curated record